AUAGCGCUGACCGCCGGGUGCCCUUGCAGCCUAGCAGUUUUAUCGCGUGCUGAGCGUUUUGCUACCAGCGCGCCGAACGAAGAGGGUUAACGCACGAUCGGCCAUGAUUGUGGUGUGUGCAUCGCCUGUUCUCCCGCCCCGCCUGUGAGGGAGAGGGAGAGAGAGAAAGUGAGUGAGUGAGUGAGAGAAAGAACGAGAAGUCGAGUGAGGAGGAAGGAGUUCUUCUAUCGACACAGGAGUGUGCUUCUCUUGUUUUGAUUUCUUUUUUUUCGUGACUGUUAGCUUGCCUGUCCAUCUUCAUUUUGACGUGGAGGUGAAGUACAGGUAGAUGUAGAUUAGACAGCGCGAAGUAAGUGAUCAUUAAACGAAUUUUUCCAGGUUAUUUUUUCCCCAUCUCAUUGUGAAUGGAACGUAGUAUGUUAACCCUAUCAAGUCGUUGAAGUGGCUAGAUCAAGGUGGAGGUCAUCACUGGACACACCUAUUUAUAGCAUUAUGAAAUGUUUCAGUGGCGACAUUGACUAAGUGUAGAUUGACAUCAUACCACACGUAGUACUGAAGGCUGAUAUCAAGCCCAAGUCGUGUGUUAGAGUUGUAAAAGGAGAGAAAUAGAAUUACAUUUACCUGUGGACAAGACAAGAGGAAAGAGAUACAAUAUUGCAUUUACUUGUGGACAGGACAUCCGAAUAGGAGACCAUUACUGUUCGAGCGGUGUAUCUGAUAUUCUUCGACAAAAUGGUCUUGGGAGCCACAACUCGUGACUUCUUGCAGAAUCUGGACGCCCUGCACGACCAUCUGUCCACCAUCUACCCAGGCAUGCGUGCUCCUUCCUUCCGGUGCACGGAGAGGGAAAAAGAUGGCGCCACAGUUCUGCAUUACUACUCCGACCGACCUGGGCUUGAACACAUCGUCAUCGGUAUUGUUAAGGAAGUGGCCCAAGCUCUGCACGACUCUCCCGUCAACGUGGAGAUAAUCCAGGACAAGGGCGACAACUGUGACCACGUACAGUUCGCCAUCACAGAAGCCAACCAACCGGACCAGAGCAAGAAGGCGGAGCUUGAAGAGUUUGACCACACCCUCUCCUCCGAGCCCAAGAUAAGCCCUGCCUCCUUCUGUCGAGCAUUCCCAUUCCACAUGUUGUUUGACCGAAAGCUGGUCAUCCAGCAGGCCGGUGUGUCCAUCAGCAGAGUCAUUCCGAAGGUGACCCAGCACUGCCGUCUCACAGAGAUGUUUGACAUGAUUCGCCCCCACAUGGAAUUCGGGUUCGAUCUGGUGCUGUCCCAUAUCAACACCGUGUUUGUGCUCAUCACCAAGAAGGGAGUGCUCACGGUGGACGACGAAGAGGACGCCCACAGUGCUAUGAUGGACGAAAGGCAGCAGAUGAGGUUGAAAGGUCAGAUGAUCUACGUGCCGGAGUGCGACUCAAUCCUUUUCCUGUGCUCACCCAGCGUGAUGAAUCUGGAUGACAUAAGUAGGCGUGGCCUGUAUUUGAGUGACAUCCCACUUCAUGACGCCACACGCGAGCUGGUCUUGCUUUCUGAACACUGGGAGGCGGAAUAUAAACUGGCUCAGAACCUAGAGGUGCUCACCGAUCAGCUACAACAAACCUAUAGAGACCUGGAAGACGAGAAGAAAAAGACGGACAGACUGAUGUACUCCAUCCUCCCUCCGUCCGUCGCUAACGAGCUCCGCCACAGACGCCCUGUGAACGCCACCAAACAUACCAACGUCACUCUGCUGUUCAGUGGCAUCGUGGGCUUCUCCCAGUAUUGCGCUAGGCACUCAGACACGGAGGGCGCCAUGAAGAUCGUAGAGCUGCUCAACAUUGUCUAUACACGGUUUGACGAGAUGCUCGACCCUACCAAGAACCCCAACAUCUUUAAGGUAGAGACAGUGGGAGACAAGUACAUGGCGGUGAGCGGUCUUCCGGAUCAAUGUGAUGACCACGCCAAGUCUAUAGCCAAACUGGCGCUCGAUCUGAUGGACAUCUCCAGGGAGCUGAAGGAUCCUAAUGGGGAACAGAUCAUGGUUCCUACAGCAGCCCCUGAACAGCGACAAAAGUUUCAAGUUCCAGUACAGAGGAGAGGUGGUGAUGAAGGGCAAGGCCACUCCCAUGAAGUGUUACUUCCUCACAAGGAAAGUGGCCAGUCCUGAGAAGAAGUCCCGGACCUGCGAUAUCUAAUGAAUUCUUGAACUUGUGAAAAUGAUGUAAUAGGACGUAUAGUUUAGAUGCACUUUACUCUCAAUAAUAAAUGAAUAAAGAUAAAAUACAUUUUUUAAAAUAUCCCAGAAGGGCAAUUUGGAUUACAAGGGGAAACAUACACGUACAUGAUAGACCUACAUAAAUACUUUAUUAUAAAUAAUGCAUAAAAUCACAUACACAUAUAUACAUGAAAAAAUAAAUAAACAAUAUUACACCAAUACGGAA
Molecule: messenger RNA, 2425 nt
Organism: Aplysia californica (California sea hare)
Lineage: Eukaryota; Metazoa; Mollusca; Gastropoda; Aplysiida; Aplysiidae
Product: guanylate cyclase soluble subunit beta-1
Biological process (GO): cGMP biosynthetic process; response to oxygen levels
Cellular component (GO): guanylate cyclase complex, soluble
Molecular function (GO): heme binding; guanylate cyclase activity
Source: RefSeq, a predicted model, not a curated record